AUUUGCCAAGGUAGUACAGAUAAGCAUCUCCCACCUCCUCAUAUUUCUUUUCCGGCUUUUUCACUUUUUUACUCUCUUUUCUUUACUCUUCUUCACUUUUACUUAAUGCACGGAUGACGGACACACAACAAUCAGUGAGAAUAUGGACCGGCAACGACGGAAAAUUUGAAGUCGAGGCGGCUUAUGUAGGCUUGUUUCAAAACACUAAAGUAAAAUUGCGUAAACAAGGUGGCGGCAUGAUCGCCGUACCACUCGAUCGUUUGUGUGAAGCUGAUGUGGCCUACAUUGCGGCACGCUCAGGAUUGUCCAGUCUCGCGCCCAAUCGCGACAACAAGGGAACAGCAACCGUUAUGCAAAAGCCAGACAAUCCAAAGGAUAUUACCAUCCCGUCGCCGACACUUAAUAUAUCGUUUGCCGACACAGUAACAUCAACUACUGCUGCUGCUUUUCAAUCGUCAUCGACCAAACGCAGACCUUCGCAGCCUCAUACCAAUGGAGCUAUCCCUCCAUUACCCGUGCAAUCAUCACCGCCACAACCAGAGACAACUGCUACUGUACCAAUAAAAGCAAUACAAGCACUAUCAGUUUCAACUAGCCUUCCUCCAGAUGGCUAUUUCUCUACUAGACCUCAUGAACAACCUGUAUCCACGCCCCCUGCGCCAAGUAUGGCGCAAGUUUCCUAUCAUUAUGCACAACCUCAACAGCAGCAAAUAAUAUCAUCACACACAGCACCAAUGAUCGGAUGUCCCGGUUAUUCACAAGAACAACGUUCCAUGUCCACACCCCCUCCUCCGAGCUUAAAUAUGGCAAACAUCCCUGUCGACUAUCCACAGCAACAGCAACAACAACAGAAUUAUGUCAUGUCUCCUCCACCAAUGACAAGUUACUCAAGCUAUUCUCAACAACAAUACUCAGUACCAGUCGAAUCGAACGGAACCAUUGAGACUCUAAUAUUGACUGAAAUUGAACACGGCGGGCCACAGCGCGUACGUGCAAUGCGCCCAGAAUCGAUCCAACUCCUCUCCCAACGUUCGCUUUCAUCGAUUACCGAGAAGCUCGUGCAUUCACCACAAGGCCAAUGGCAGCCACGACCACAAACACUGGCUGCUUUUCCACCCGCUGUCUUGACAAACAUUGGCCGCUUUCUCGAUGCACGGACGCGCGUUCGACUCGGAAGUGUUUGUCGCUCAUUUCGUCAGGCCAUGUUCCGUCCUCCCACUUGGCGACAUAUCUGGUUUUCGCGCCACGAUCUAUACAAAGUGGACACCGGCAUGAUUUACGCCAUGACACAGACGCUAAUGGGGUAUCAGCUGUACCACGCUGUAUAUACGAUAAACUUGGAUGGAUCCGCCGUCACUGCCGAUGCUGUUGUUCAUGUACUACUCAAUUUCUUGAGUCUGCGAACACUCUCGGUUAAAGGAUGCUGGCAAGUUCACUCUUUUCCUCUGGGUGGAAAACUGAUGCAAAUUGCAGCGACGGGUCAACUACGUGCACCAAUUCAAUUGGAACAAAUCGAGCUGGGCAAGGCGCUGCGACGUGGAAUAGAUAGAAAGGAAUUAGAAAACAAACCAAAUGCACCACAAUCAUUUGGACAAGAUGUGGCAGUAAUACGGACCGCGUUAGAGCAAUUGGCCAGUAGGCCUAUCCAGAUCGAUUGUUACUUGUGCGAUUUCUGCCAUAGCGGUGCAACUGGUCCUAUGCUUAUGUGUGUCGCAUGUGGUCCUAUGCCGAUCCACAAAUGUACGAACUGUGCCCCAAAAUGCGAUCGAUGCGCUGUACGUGUGUGUAAUAUGCCUCAAUGUCGUGCCAGAUCGAUUCAAAUCACAACGACAAAGUGCUCGCAAUGCGAAAAGUCUCUUUCGAUCUGUAACCAACGACAUAGUCAAGCGUGCGUUGAUGCAAAGAAGCCUUGUGAGAAGUGCCAGGGUGUAUAUCACGUACAAUGCCGCGCAAACGAUGGUGGAUACAUAUCCAACCAGUGCUCAAGGUGUGGCAAGGUCGCAUGCCCUACGUGUGAUUUGACAGGCUGUGCUGGAGGAUGCCUUGGGCAAUGGUGUCGAGACUGUGUGAAUGACGCAGGCUUGGCCCACUGCAAAUGCUUUGUGUUGGAACGGAAAACUGGUGGCAAAAUGCGUAAACGGAAUGUUUGCAAGAACUGUCGAAAAGGGUGUGCAAAAUGCAGUACGACUGGAUUCUGUACACGAUGUUUAGGUGUGCAUUCAAAGCAAUGUCGUUAAAAACAAUAGCAUUUAUAAUAUUUACAAUAAUUUGUAUUUUACAACAUAAACAUAAACACUUAUGCAUAAUUUUGCAGGCAA
This is a messenger RNA of Zychaea mexicana, 2318 nucleotides long. RefSeq lists its product as uncharacterized. The coding region runs from base 114 to 2237 and encodes 707 amino acids. The record is from RefSeq and is a predicted model, not a curated record. The transcript is spliced from 2 exons. Lineage: Eukaryota; Fungi; Mucoromycota; Mucoromycetes; Mucorales; Lichtheimiaceae. Gene Ontology annotation, molecular function: identical protein binding; cytoskeletal protein binding; protein-macromolecule adaptor activity.